AUGGGGCCCGCAAUGCGGAGGCCGCUGCCUCGCGUGCGCCCCCUGCCGGGGGACUCGUACCUGUCCUGGGGUGGAUGCCAGCCCUUCGCCCCAGCAGAACGCCCCCUGGUUCCAGCUUACGCCCCGUGCCGCCCUGGGCGCCUCCAGCGCCACCUCCUGAGUGGCGAGUUCGACCAGCUGCGCGACUUCCCCAUCUUUGAGAGCAACUUCGUGCAGGUGACCCGGUUUGGAGAAGUCGCCAACAAGGUCACCAUGGGAGUGGCAGCCUCUAGUCCAGCCCUGGAGCUGCCAGACCUGCUGCUGCUGGCUGGCCCUGACAAGGAGAAUGGACACCUACAGCUCCUCGGGCUGUUCCCCUUGCAAUUCGUGCAGCUGUUUGUGCACGACGAGAGCCGCCAGCAGCUCAAGGUCAAGUUCCGUACCGGUCGUGCCUUCUACCUGCAGCUGCGCGCACCGGCAGAGACCCGCGACCGUGAGUUCGGCCGCUGGGUGCGUCUGCUCUACCGUCUGCGCUUCCACUCGCCUGCCUGCGCCGUGCCCUUCACGCACGAGGACACCGCGCCUGAGGAGGACGAGGAGGAGGUGGAAGAGGAGGAAGAGGAGGAGGGCGAGGAGGGACAGCAGCCCCCGGAGCUCCAAGCCAUAGAGGCAAGACUGGACCCGCAGGUCUCAGAACUCUGGGGACUCUGAUUCACACCAGAUCGCCAAAGAA
Molecule: messenger RNA, 712 nt
Organism: Chionomys nivalis (European snow vole)
Lineage: Eukaryota; Metazoa; Chordata; Mammalia; Rodentia; Cricetidae
Gene: Garin5a
Product: golgi associated RAB2 interactor 5A
Exons: 4
Coding region: 1-690 (229 amino acids)
Cellular component (GO): nucleus
Source: RefSeq, a predicted model, not a curated record